UUCUAACGAGUGUAAACUUCUGAACAUUUUCAAAAUGGAACAAGAAGAAAUGGAGACAGAAAAUCAAAAUCAAACCCCUUUAGGAACCGUCCAGGAUGCUGUCGAGUGUCUCUAUACAUUUCGGGACCACUACUUUGAGAAUCAUAGUCUUGAGGAAGCUGCUAAUAAGACAGAAAAGGUUGCCAAACAACUCAAAGAAACACUGAACAUUUUGGAAACGCAUCAAGGUUCAAUAGAAAACAAAGCACAGUACUGCAUGUUAAGAGGCAAGGCCCUGAAUGUGCUACCAAGCUACAGUGCUGAGGCUCUGGAACUCUUAUCAAAGGCAGUCAAACUUGAUCCUAAGAUGGUAGAAGCUUGGAACAACCUUGGAGAAACAUACUGGAAAAAGGGCGAUAUCGCUGCUGCAAAAAAUUGCUUCUCUGGAGCCUUAGAACAUUCUAAAAAUAAGAUCUCACUUCGUAAUCUCAGUAUGGUUCUACGUCAACUUGGGAAGGAUCAGGAAGAGCGUUUAAAGUAUACCGAAGAAAGUGUCGAAUUUGCCAAAUCUGCGAUAGAAUUAGACAUAAAAGAUGGCACCUCAUGGUUCAUCAUGGGAAAUGCAUACCUCUCUCUGUUCUUUGGCAGCAACCAACUACCCAAGGUCCUGAAACAAUGUAUGAGUGCUUACAACCAAGCAGAAAAAGAUAUAGUUGCCAGUUGUAAUCCUGAUCUCCACUUCAACAGAGCUAUAGCCUAUAAAUACAUGGAAGAAUACCAGCUUGCAUUGGUGGGGUUCUCCAGGGCUGCAGCAUUAGACCCCACUUGGGGUGAACCCAUGGAGAAACAUAAUAAACUGUUAGAAUAUUUAGCCACCAUACAGGAUUAUACUCACAAAAAAGGAAAACUAAAAGGAAAGAAACUAGAGACAAUGUUGAAAAGUUUAAAAGGGGAUCAAGAUUUAGGAGCAUAUCAAGGAGGAAGUUAUAAAGGACCAAAGGGACAGACAGUCAAAUUAGAAAAAACAUUCCUGAAAAAUUUAAAACCAGAGUUGAAUUCUGAAAAAGUGAUCAUUGGAAAAGUAGUGUGCAGUUUUACUUCUGAUGAUCCCGUUCCCUUCUCAUUCUGUUUUGUUGAUGAGGAAGAGACAUGCUUCCCUGUGAAUGUGUAUAAUGUUGCUCCAGGCUAUGGUGUGAAGAUAGGAGAUUCUGUUGCGAUACCUGAACCAUUUGUUCAACUAGUUGAUGUUAAAGUAGGAGAACAGGCGUUCCAGUUUAAAAGCAUUAGAGUUGACAGUCCUGUAGUUCUGGUAGUGAAUGGCAGGAAAUUAGGCCUAGAUAAACAAGCUCCUUCACAAUUAUCUGUCAGUGCCAAGAGUGAAUAGCAUAACAUGGUAACACCCCCACAGCAUGAUAUAAACUUGUCCAAAUUGGAAGCUGGACUAGCCCAAGUGAUAUAAAAAGGGGCGAUGUUUGAAGAUCAGUACAAAAUAUACUUUCUCUAAAUUAGCUGUCAAUGCUAAGCAUGAGGUGCUAAAAGUGAUAACACCCCUUUAAAUUGAUAAACAUGUAAACUGAUCUUAUCUGGAAUAUGGUGGAGUCAGUGACACAAAUGAAGUUUUAACUUUUGCACAAACUUAGUUUGUGAUUUUGGAGAUUGACAAUAUUCCGUCCAUAAUACGUUAGUGUCAGUGCCAAAUGGAAAACAUAAUUUAUAAAGCGAACAUUUCUUAGU
This is a messenger RNA of Owenia fusiformis, 1713 nucleotides long. NCBI's taxonomy places the organism in Eukaryota, Metazoa, Annelida, Polychaeta, Sabellida, Oweniidae. The record is from the annotation of a GenBank genome assembly.